Messenger RNA from Amyelois transitella, 2348 nucleotides. RefSeq names its product putative pre-mRNA-splicing factor ATP-dependent RNA helicase PRP1 (gene Dhx15). Gene Ontology annotation, molecular function: ATP binding; RNA binding; RNA helicase activity. NCBI's taxonomy places the organism in Eukaryota, Metazoa, Arthropoda, Insecta, Lepidoptera, Pyralidae. Gene Ontology annotation, cellular component: intracellular anatomical structure; spliceosomal complex. The record is from RefSeq and is a predicted model, not a curated record. The coding region runs from base 123 to 2321 and encodes 732 amino acids. The transcript has 14 exons.
UCAGGUUGAUGAACUUUAAAAAACAAAAACUCGUUGUUCGCCGUCGCCAUUUUGUUUGAUUGCUUUUUCCAGGUGGAUUCUUAGAUUUAUUGAUAAAUAUUGUGAUUUAUGUGAAUUGAAAAAUGUCUAAACGGAGGAUUGAAGUAUUGGAUCCUUUUAUCAAGAAGAAACGGGAGGAGAAAGCGGCAGCGGCAGCUAAGUCCGGCGGCAGCGGUGAGUCGUCAGCUGUAACAAGUGCCAGUAUGGUUCCCGCCAGUACUGGCACUCCGGGGAUCAACUCUUAUACAGGCUUGCCUCAUUCACAACGCUAUCAUGAGCUGCUGCGCAGGAGACUGGGCUUGCCCGUUUGGGAGUACAAGAGCGAUUUCAUGAGACUGCUGGAUACGCACCAGUGUGUCGUGUUAGUCGGAGAGACAGGGUCAGGCAAAACAACGCAGAUUCCUCAAUGGUCCGUCGAGUUUGCCGCUAUAACUGCCGGCAAGUCCAAAGGCGUUGCCUGCACCCAGCCCAGGCGUGUGGCGGCCAUGUCAGUGGCUCAGAGGGUCGCUGAAGAAAUGGACGUCGCUUUGGGUCAACAAGUCGGCUACAGCAUCCGUUUCGAGGACUGCUCCGGACCGCAGACCGUAUUGAAAUACAUGACAGACGGUAUGCUGCUUCGCGAGGCCAUGUCAGAUCCUAUGCUGGAACAGUACAGGGUGAUACUGCUGGACGAGGCCCACGAGAGGACGUUGGCCACUGACAUACUGAUGGGUGUGCUGAAAGAGGUUAUAAAACAGCGGUCCGAUUUGAAAUUGGUCAUCAUGUCUGCAACAUUGGACGCUGGCAAGUUCCAACAGUAUUUUGAUAACGCACCGCUGAUGAAUGUGCCGGGCAGAACGCAUCCGGUGGAGAUUUUUUAUACACCGCAACCGGAGAGGGAUUAUUUGGAAGCGGCUAUAAGGACGGUUGUUCAGAUUCACAUAUGCGAAGAGAUAGCCGGUGAUAUAUUGCUGUUUUUGACCGGUCAAGAGGAGAUUGAGGAUGCUUGUAAGAGAAUCAAAAGGGAGAUUGAUAAUCUGGGGCCUGAUGCCGGGGAGUUGAAGUGUAUACCUCUGUAUUCCACACUGCCGCCUAAUCUACAGCAGAGAAUAUUCGAACCGGCACCACCGAAUCGCGCUAACGGCGCCAUCGGCCGCAAAGUGGUCGUCUCGACCAACAUAGCGGAGACAUCGUUGACGAUAGACGGUGUUGUGUUCGUGAUUGACCCGGGAUUCGCUAAGCAGAAGGUGUACAACCCGCGCAUCCGCGUGGAGUCGCUGCUGGUGUCGCCCAUCAGCAAGGCGUCUGCGCAGCAGCGCGCCGGCCGCGCGGGCCGCACGCGCCCCGGCAAGUGUUUCCGUCUCUAUACGGAGAAGGCGUACAAGAACGAGAUGCAAGACAACACUUAUCCGGAGAUAUUGAGAUCAAACUUAGGAUCUGUAGUUUUGCAGUUGAAAAAGCUGGGCAUUGAUGAUUUGGUGCAUUUCGACUUCAUGGACCCGCCCGCUCCCGAGACGCUAAUGAGGGCAUUGGAGCUGCUGAACUACCUCGCCGCACUUGACGACGACGGUAACCUAACUGAUCUGGGCGCUGUCAUGGCGGAGUUCCCGCUGGACCCUCAGCUGGCCAAGAUGUUGAUAGCCAGCUGUAACCACAACUGUUCCAAUGAGAUACUCAGCAUAACAGCUAUGUUGUCAGUGCCACAAUGCUUCGUGCGCCCGAACGAAGCCAGGAAAGCGGCGGACGAAGCGAAAAUGAGAUUCGCUCACAUAGACGGCGACCACCUGACUCUGCUCAACGUGUAUCACGCUUUCAAACAGAACAUGGAGGACCCUCACUGGUGUUACGACAACUUCAUCAAUUACAGAUCGCUGAAGUCCGGUGAUAACGUGAGACAGCAACUCAGUAGAAUAAUGGACAGAUUCAAUUUAAAACGGACCAGUACAGAGUUCACUAGCAAAGAUUACUACAUUAAUAUAAGGAAAGCACUCGUCGAUGGAUUCUUUAUGCAGGUGGCGCACCUGGAACGAACCGGUUACUAUUUAACAGUGAAAGACAACCAAGUUGUGCAACUACACCCGUCCACCUGCCUUGACCACAAGCCGGACUGGGUGAUAUACAAUGAGUUUGUUCUCACCACAAAGAAUUAUAUUAGGACCGUCACUGAUAUUAAACCGGAAUGGCUCCUAAAAAUAGCGCCACAAUAUUACGAACUGAACAACUUCCCGCAGUGCGAGGCGCGGCGGCAGCUGGAACUGCUCCAGGCCAGGCUCGACUCCAAGCCCUAUCAGGAGGGAUUCUAGAAUAAUAAAUACACGGUUUAGUCUAUA